AUGGGUUAUUCAAGAAACUAUAUUCAUGCGAUUAUCUCAGAACAAGUCUCGGGUUUUAAGUGGAGAAUUACUGGUUUCUACGGGAAUCCAGAGACUCACAAAAGGCAGGAAUCUUGGGAUGAACUUGCAGCUUUGAAUAGGAAAUUUCAGCUCCCUUGGUUGUGUUACGGUGAUUUCAAUGAGAUUCUGUCUAGGGGGGAAAAGAUGGGGGGAGCUCCUCGGCCUCAAAGGCAAAUGGAUGGGUUUUGGGAGAUGGUUAAUGCAUGCGGUUUUAAAGACUUGGGGUAUAGCGGUCCGGAUUUCACGUGGUGUAACAUGCAAGAAGGGGAUAACCGCAUAUAUCUGAGGUUAGAUAGAGCUUUUGCCACUAAUGAUUGGAUUAACUACUUUAACGGAACAAGAGUCCUCCAUUUGGUUGAGUCGACCUCUGACCAUUGUGCGUUAUUGAUAAUUGAUUCCAUGGUUGUGCAGCCCUCUAGGAAGCGUAGGUUCCAUUUUGAGGAAAUGUGGACAAAAAAAGAGGAGUGUAGGGAAAUUAUCAAGAACGCUUGGGAGGGGUGUUUGCACUGGGGUACACCUAAAAGCAUAUCUUCAGGUAUUCAAAAUUGUGCAGCUGAUUUGGCAAGAUGGAAUAAGUCGAUGUUUGGGUACGUGCUGAAGCAAAUCCAAAGUAAAAGGAAAGCCCUCAAUGAUCUGACCAUCCAAGAUAGAGACGGAAUUAUGGGGAAGGAGAUAAAUAGUCUAAGAAAGGAGAUUAAUGAUCUUCUUGAUAGUGAGGAGACUUUUGGCACUAGAGGUCCAGAGUUCUUUGGUACGGCCAAGGAGAUCGCAACACAAAGUUUUUACAUUCAAAGGCCUCGCAAAGGAGGAAGAAAAACACUAUUAAUGGUAUUUGGGAUGAGAAUGGGUCUUGAUGAGAUGAAUCAGGGGUUGAUUGCGGCAUUUACAAAGGAAGAAGUGGUGAUCGCUCUGAAACAAAUGCACCCCACAAAAGCUCUUGGUCCAGAUGGAGGCAGCAAGGACUCAGAUGCUGAGUGGAAUCUCUAUUUGCAAGGGAUGUCCUAUGGUACUCACCUAUUUUUUGCGGAUGACAGUCUCUUGUUUUACAAAGCGUCUGAGCAAGAAUGUCAUAAACUCAUUGAGAUCCUUGAGCUUUACGAAGCUGCCUCGGGUCAGAAAGUUAACGCGGAGAAGUCCUCUGUUUUCUUCAGUCAUAAUACUCCCCAGGAAAGAAGGUGUGAAGUGUUGGACAUACUUGGGCCGAUGCAGGACACAAGGCAUGGCAAAUAUUUGGGGCUUCCAUCCAUCAUUGGAAGAUCCAAGACCGAAGUUUUCGCAGAAGUGAAGGAAAAAGUCGGAAGGAAAUUGGCGAGAUGGAAAGGGAAGUUGUUGUCCAUAGGAGGAAAGGAGAUUCUGAUAAAGGCCAUGGUACAAGCGAUCCCCACCUACACUAUGAGUUGCUUCCUAAUCUCAAAAGGGUUAUGUGAAGAGAUUGAAAGGAUGAUAAGAAAUUUCUGGUGGGGGCAAAGGAAAGAAGAGAAAAAAAUUGCUUGGGUGAGCUGGGAGAAAAUAUGUAAAGCAAAGUCAGAUGGUGGUUUGGGCUUCCGUAACUUCCAAGCCUUCAAUCUAGCAAUGCUUGCUAAGCAGGGCUAG
Messenger RNA from Quercus robur (English oak), 1653 nucleotides. RefSeq lists its product as uncharacterized. The coding region runs from base 1 to 1653 and encodes 550 amino acids. The record is from RefSeq and is a predicted model, not a curated record. Gene Ontology annotation, molecular function: catalytic activity. Lineage: Eukaryota; Viridiplantae; Streptophyta; Magnoliopsida; Fagales; Fagaceae. The transcript has 3 exons.